This is a messenger RNA of Staurois parvus, 288 nucleotides long. Lineage: Eukaryota; Metazoa; Chordata; Amphibia; Anura; Ranidae. The record is from the annotation of a GenBank genome assembly.
GCUCCGCAGUAUGCCGCACAUACAGGUACUGAAGUCACAUCUGUCCUGUGGUCUCCCAGUGUGUUCCAGCAACCUCCUCCUAAGCACACUGGACAAACUGAUCGGACAGGGACUCCACCCCUGAUGCAUCACGGUGUGGAACGGACAAGACCCUGCCCUGCCCUUAGCCGUGCUCAGCUCCAGGAAACCCUUCUACAUCUUCUGAAGAAUGACUCCAGUUUUCUCAAUACAGUUCAUGAAGCUUAUUUACAAGUGCUUACCAAAAGUAUGGACAAUGUCAAACUAUAA